This is a messenger RNA of Plodia interpunctella (Indianmeal moth), 1835 nucleotides long. RefSeq lists its product as uncharacterized. NCBI's taxonomy places the organism in Eukaryota, Metazoa, Arthropoda, Insecta, Lepidoptera, Pyralidae. Bases 535 to 1437 code for a protein of 300 amino acids. The record is from RefSeq and is a predicted model, not a curated record. The transcript is spliced from 5 exons.
AGGGUCACGCGGGUCGGCGUCACGAAGCGUCGCGUGACACACUUAGCAAAUUGGUUAAGACUGGCUCACUUGUAAUGUUGAUUGCUGAUUGCUUUCUUGAUCGGUGACAAUUCAUACUGAGCUAGUGGCCCGUCCCGGAUUCGCUCGGAUACGUUAAAUAUAAAACCGUUAAGUGAGGAACAGUGGUCUCCAGAGACGCCGAACGGCUUGGAGGCCACUGGGCUCGAGGGACCGCCCGCGCCGGCUGACAUGGCGUCCACCUCGAGCGAGGAGCGAGCGAUGCGCCGCGUCGUCGGCCGCUGGGGCGCCGAGUGGUUGAGCUGACUCGGCUCGGUAUCGAAGCCCGCCGGCCCGCUAUGGCCGGCAGACCACCCCCUCCCGCCGCCGCGGUGGGGGGCCCCUCGCCCGGCUUUGCACCUAUCCCUACAGAAGUACGAGGAUUUGGUCGCUAAAGCCGAGGCGCUGUUGAGCCGACUCGUUGUUUACGAAAACUACGACUCUGUCAACAACUUCCUGACGCUCUAUGACUCUUACAUGGCCGCUCCCGAUGAUAACCUCCACGGGUUCUAUCAGAAAUACAAUCCCCCGAUUCGCCCUCGUAAGAACACCUGCGUCGGCUUAGGGAUGGAAGUGAUGAAAAAGCUAAAAGUAUUGGAGAAAGAUUUCCCUGGGAUCACAAAGUCAAUGAUGCUCGUAUCUUGUGACGAGAAUAUUCAAGACUUGAAGGAUUAUGCUACGUCCAGCCCCGGUCCCCAAGGAUUCUUGAUUGAAACGGAGAAGGACCACGUAAUGGUUGCGAUCCACGUGAAGAUCGGAGACAGAGCUGGUGUGUUCCUGUCAGAUUUGGGCUAUCACAUCGCACGAGUCGUCACCGUGAUGGCAGAUCGGUGUUACCCUCAUACUGGUUGGUUCACCCAGUCCGACCAGCCUCAUUGCCGUAAGGACUAUAACUACCAGUUCAACCUCCACAACAACAACUACAUCGAGUGGCACGAGCGGGAGACCAGGGGGAAGGUAGUCAAGGAGCGACUCUCCCUGGUCUACGUCGCCAAGGCUUAUCUGUCUGCUGUCAACGUCACUGAGAAGAGGAACUUGGUGUGGGAUUUGAGGAGUUUACUGGCCAGGGACCCGAAGGGUAACUUGACCGCAGGCAUAUACUUUCCCUUGAAGCCUAAGACCCAGGAGUUCACCAUAUUCUUUGACAGCAACACCGGCAAACAGAGGAAGAAGCUGAAGUUCGAAACCUUCUUGGAGCUUCAAAAGAUCCCUGACGCCGUCGUGGAGGAAGUAGACCAGUGUAACGACCAGCUCCGCCUGAGGGACGGCGAGCUGCUGUCCAUCCUCAAACGACUGGCGCACAUCAUGGCCGAGGAAGAGUACAUGGCAGAACUCCUCGACGUCAACAGCAAAAUCGUCCAGCUUUCCGCUGGUAACUAAACCAUCUGGAACACAUGCUCCUAAAAAAAGAGAUUUAGAUUGCCGGAAUUUUUGACAACUCUUUUAUCUAUUAGAGUUGACGUCAGGAAGAUUAUUAACUUCUAAACUAUCAUUUUAGAGAUCUUUGUAUUGUUACGUGUUACCUAUCAUCUUUAUUGAACAGUAUAUCUUUUUUCUAACUAUUAUUAUUUUAAGUAUACAACUAUUGUUAUUUUACAUCAAUUUCUUAACUAUCAUUGUAUUUCACAUCUUUAUUGAUCAGUAUUUCAUUAUCAUUUAGUUAUAUUGUAUUCUACAUGGGUUCAUUAUUUCAAUCACUGUAAUUUCGUGUAGUCGUGUAUGUCAUAUCUAAACUGAAACGAUAUCGGCUCAGCGGGGAAAUAAAAGAUAAAAUUCAA